UUUUUUUCAAAAAUUUUUGUCUUUUCAUUAGUUUGUGAAAUUGAUUGAUCAAACAAACAAAACAAAAAUGUUUAUGACAAGAUCCGAAUAUGAUCGUGGUGUCAACACUUUUUCACCUGAAGGUCGUCUAUUCCAAGUGGAAUAUGCUAUCGAAGCUAUAAAGCUUGGAUCGACAGCCAUUGCUGUCAAAUGUACUGAUGGUGUUAUAUUGGCUGUCGAGAAACGUAUCACUUCACCAUUGAUGGAUGUAUCGGCAACGGAAAAAAUUUCCGAAAUUGAAAAUCAUAUUGCCUGUGCUUGUUCGGGAUUGAUGGCCGAUGCCCGUACAAUGGUGGAUCGUGCACGUGUUGAAACACAACAACAUUGGUUUCUUUAUAAUGAAAAAAUGUCCGUUGAAAGCUGUACACAAGCUGUAGCCAAUUUGGCUAUUCAAUUUGGCGAUAGUGAUAGUGAAGGCAGUGCUAUGAGUCGUCCAUUUGGAUUGGCCAUUCUAUUUGCCGGUUUUGAUGAAAAUGGACCAUCAUUAUAUUUUAUGGAUCCAUCUGGUACAUAUGUAUCAUGUGAAGCAAAAGCUAUCGGUUCAGGUUGUGAAGGUGCACAACAAGCAUUACAAGAAAUCUAUAAUAAAUCAAUGACAAUCGAUGAGGCUAUCAAAUCGGUAAUGAAAAUUCUUAAACAAGUAAUGGAAGAAAAACUUAGUUCCACAAAUGUUGAGGUGGCCAAAGUGACUCGUGAACAUGGUUAUCAUAUGUUGACCAAAGAUGAAUUGCAAGCAUUUUUGUCAUGAUGAUGAUGAAAUUAUUUUCAAUACUACUUUUUCUACCAUCCAAUUUGAUGAUUUAUAAAUGAAUAAAAGA
This is a messenger RNA of Dermatophagoides farinae (American house dust mite), 857 nucleotides long. It is a transcript of the gene Prosalpha5, whose product is annotated as proteasome alpha5 subunit. The record is from RefSeq and is a predicted model, not a curated record. Gene Ontology annotation, cellular component: proteasome core complex; proteasome core complex, alpha-subunit complex. Gene Ontology annotation, biological process: proteasome-mediated ubiquitin-dependent protein catabolic process. NCBI's taxonomy places the organism in Eukaryota, Metazoa, Arthropoda, Arachnida, Sarcoptiformes, Pyroglyphidae.